AUGAGAACAUCGACCUUAGCAUUAACAUUAGCAGGACUCUUAACCUCGCUAGUCCAAGCUGCUCCAGCACCAGGAGUUGUCAUUGUGACGGCUUACACUACUGUGAUUGUUGAUGAAAGUGGUCUCACCAUAACUCCUUCUGCGCAAACAGAGAAUGCUCAAGCAGAAUAUACAAGAGUGCCAGCCGUCCAGAUCCAAAGCUCUUCCAAAGAUGAUGAACCUACAUUAGCUAUUGCAUCGACAUCAUCGAAUCAAGAACAAUCAUUGCAGCCAACAACAUCGACUGCAACUUCUACGUCAUCCACUGAAUUCACACCACUGUCCGUUUCCACAUCACCAACUUCCUCCUCUUCUUCAACUUCUUCAACUUCUUCAACUUCUUCCACAUCAUCAUCCCAAGCUACUGGCUCUUUACAGUCUGGAGAAGGUACCUACUACUCAACUGGUUUGGGCUCAUGUGGAAUCACAAGUUCAGACACCGAUUACAUCAUAGCUGUUUCUCACGAAAUGUAUGACCAAUACACGCCAAAUGGAAAUCCAAACAAAAAUACCUUGUGUGGAAAGAAAGUUAGAGCAUUCUAUGGUGAUAACUCCGUUGACGUUACCGUGGUUGACCGUUGUGAAGCAUGCUCGUAUAACGAUUUGGACUUUUCUCCAUCGGCAUUUAGCCAAUUGGCCAGCCAGUCUUUAGGAAGAAUCGAUAUCACCUGGGAAUGGUUGGAUUAA
This is a messenger RNA of Lodderomyces elongisporus, 726 nucleotides long. It is a transcript of the gene DAG7, whose product is annotated as Dag7p. The transcript has a single exon. The coding region runs from base 1 to 726 and encodes 241 amino acids. Lineage: Eukaryota; Fungi; Ascomycota; Pichiomycetes; Serinales; Debaryomycetaceae. The record is from RefSeq and is a predicted model, not a curated record.